AUGCAGCCUGAUAAAGAACUGAAGGAAGACAGCAGCUCUGCCUCUCACCACAGGUAUCUGAAAGUUGAUUUAGGCAUCAUGUCAGUUAACAACUAUAGUGAACACCACCAGAACCAAACAAGAGAAAUUAUAAUGCUGGAGGGAACUUUAUGUCCACAAAGGAUUGGUGGGAUGCAAGAGGACUGUAAUCUGGUCAGUGAGUCAAGUGGUGAAUGGAAAAUUCUACUUUCAGCCAGAGUGGGCAAUACUGAGUUAAAAGGACUUGAUUUAGAAGGCUAUUUUAGUGAAGAAGUCUUCCAGAAAAUUCUUCUUUAUUAUAUUACUCAUCAAAGAGACAUCUGUCCAUCAAUGUUUAGUCAGUGGAACCAGGAUUAUAAAUUUUACCUAACUAGUAUGCUCAGUUGAAGAAGCAAUGAAGUUUUCUCUUGGAAUGAAAUUGAAGAUGUAGUGGAAGCAAUAAGGAAACAUUUAAAAAUAUCUGAAUACCAGUAUCUAAAUGUGUACAAAUACCUAAGUGUUCUGGAAAGGAAAGCUGCUUUCCUGAACAGCAGUGGUGCUGAUGAAAGUAUCAUUUCCCAACUGGGUGCUGCCAUUCUCAGGUUGGCCCUACAUGGAAUCUGCCUGACUAAAACACGUUUACCUUCACCAUAAUUCUUUAUGCAAUAUAUUUUCCAUUCUUUAAACAGCACUAAUGAACUCCAUAUAACAGAAAGGAAAAAAAUCUCAGUUUUACUUAUGACAAUUGGAUCUAUGUUUGGCACAAUUCUCAUUCUAUUUAAUUCCUGUUAAGAAUGUUACACCCUCAUUUUACAGCUAUUUGUGGGGUUAGCUGUAGGAACUCUUUCUAGAGGUCUACUACAUCUUAUUCCACAGCAGCCAGGAGUGAAAUAUAAAUCCCCCAAUGGAUCGUUACAGGUCCAAGCACUGAAUAUUUUACCUACCAGAGAUUUUGCAGUACUGUUAAGUACAGGUCUUUCUUCAAAGAUUGCCAUUUUAAUGAACUUCUUAAGUGCUCUAACUGCUUUCAUAGAACUUUACAUUGGCCUUUCAAUAUCAAAAGAUCUUUGCAUUAAUUACUACACCACACUGACUUUUUAUAUUAAUAUAUUUGGCUCUCUUACUGCUGCCUCAUUCUUUUUUUAGCUUCCUGAAAUGACUCACAUCCAGACACAGAGGCCCUGGUUGAUGUUUCUGCUACAGAACCUUGGAUUACUAUUAGGUUGGUUCUCCCUCUUGCUUCUAACGAUAUUCUUUCUAACCUUCUCACAUUGUACAUGGGCAUGA
This is a messenger RNA of Lacerta agilis (Sand lizard), 1284 nucleotides long. RefSeq names its product solute carrier family 39 member 12 (gene SLC39A12). Gene Ontology annotation, molecular function: zinc ion transmembrane transporter activity. NCBI's taxonomy places the organism in Eukaryota, Metazoa, Chordata, Lepidosauria, Squamata, Lacertidae. Gene Ontology annotation, biological process: zinc ion import across plasma membrane; intracellular zinc ion homeostasis. The record is from RefSeq and is a predicted model, not a curated record.